Molecule: messenger RNA, 1785 nt
Organism: Menidia menidia (Atlantic silverside)
Lineage: Eukaryota; Metazoa; Chordata; Actinopteri; Atheriniformes; Atherinopsidae
Source: the annotation of a GenBank genome assembly
AUGUCCUUCGCCCUCUGUGAACACCGUGAGGUGUCCGUUACUCGGGCCGUGGACGAGCUGGAAAACCAGUCGCUCAGAUGGACUGUCCGGGUCCUUGACGUGCAGCAGCGCGGGCAGCAGCGGGGCCUCUCCAUCGAAAGGAACCAGCAGGGAACCGUUGAUUCGUCAGCAGAAAUAAGAGGGUCAAGGGGUGACUUUGAACAGGAAGCCGUGUUCGGGACAUCCAGCAGUGCAAAUACCACGCUGGAGGUGACUGGAUUGUGGCUUGAGAACUUCCUCCGGUUUGACGCAGCUGAGGCAGUCCGAGGCCAGGGGCCCGACACAAGAACGGCAGGAGGGAUGACAAUCUGGAUGGACAGACCAAAAAUGAUUGCAAGCAUUGAAAGAGGCGGAUUUGGCAUCAGCUGGGGGUUGGAGACUAGCCCAGCUCUCAUUGGGCAAAAGGCGGUGUACAUAGAGAUGAAUGAAAUAGAUAUCAAUCAAUCUGGAGUCAACAACUAUUUCGAGUCUCCAAUUUCGAUUCCGGCAGCAUUGUCCUUCGCGGUUGACAGCCAGAAUGCCCGGUGGGCAAGUGGGGCAGGAGCUCAGAUAACAAGUCACCUGGGCAUCGCGGCACUCACACUGGCGACAGCUGCCAUCAGCCCAACGAGCCAAAUGCUGGAAAAUUCUGAAUUAGCCCUCACCUCCAUUGUGGCCACACUUGGGGCAGCACUCUCCAGCUGGGACAAACGGAGUCUGAUCCCCCAGACAGCUGCCAAAUGGUAUUUUGAGGCCCAUGAGAGGAGAGCCGGGGACCCGCGCUGCAGGACAACUGCAAUCCGGUUUGGUGAAAUACCAGAGGGAUCGUGUUUCACGAAGCUCCUCCUGAAACUUCAGAUCCAUCAGACAGGAGUAAAAUACGCCAAGCAUCCAGAAAUCAACACCAUUUAUUACCAGUCCAGUCACAGAGGAGACAGAAUGGUCAGAUGCAUCAGCAGAACUGCUGACCUCUCCACGGGAGGAAAGAAGAAAGGGACAAAGAGAGAAACAGCAGGAGGAGGCAGUCAAGCGGCACCACAUCAUCUGCGCUCUCGAUGUUGCCUGAUAGGCUCAUUGGCAGGCAUACCUUUGUCAGCCCAACUGCAUAACACGGUGAGGAAAAGCCUCUGGCUGAAAGUACUUCACAAUAUCAGCACAACACGCAUCCACCACAGCAAAAAGGACAUUUUUAAACAGACACAAGUCUGCAACCUCAACAGAGUUGAUGGCAUCCUGGGGGUCCACCUGAGGGUACCGUGGAACCAGUACCUGGAGUUCCUCACAAGCGUUUUGUGCACGAUGGUCAAAAGAUUGGACAAAGCCAUGACAGAACACUCAACACUCACUUCGAGAGCAGUCAAUGCUCUUGCUCAGAGCAAACCUCUAUCCUUAGUGAACACAAGAGUUCCACUAAUCAACACUGGGAUCAGAUUUCUAAGUCUCUCCAGAGACCUCCUGCAAGCCCUCCACCGCCAGAGGACUCCGCUAAGCCCACUACUCCUAUCUCAAAUCCAACUGCCUUCCAUGAUGUCACGUCUCCUACUUCUGAAAGGUUUACAAGUGAGUUGGGCAGAGCUGGAGGGUUUCUGCUGCAAUGCUCGCUGGUGUUUAACCGAGCCAUUAAAUUCUUUCUUUACAUUCUUUUCUGAUAAUGCCAAAAUUUCAUGUUCUGGGGUUAAUUGGCAAGGCUUUAAAAUGGACAGAAAACCACUUCUAGAGUCACCAGACCGCAGCUGCUCCUUUCAGGAGUUAAAGAACCACUUUUGA